AUGAUUGCGUCGCGCCGUGUACCGAUUCAUACCGCUCGUCAUUAUGUGACGACCACGACAUCAGCCGCUUCCUCUCGAGCGGCGCGAUAUGGGCGAACAACAGCUUACAGACAAAUAACUUUGCCCAACAGACAGUCACCAUCUCUACAACACCAUAUUUCAUUCGCACCCUUCUCUCCUCGCCUCAUUCCUUCAAACCAGAUAUUACGUCGAUCCUUACACACCUCCCAAAUACAAUACCAACAGUCUCAACCCAAAGAAGAGGUCCGAGAUCCACCUAGGAACGAGCAGCCAAAACAGGAAGCCAGUGAGGAGAAAGACCAAAAAACAGAGUCGGAAGGAGAUAAAGAAAGGGGCGAAAAAGAAAAGGAAGGAAAGGAUGCAAAAGAAGACGCACCUCCUCCGCCACACGGAGACAAAACACCGUGGCAGGUCUUCACUGAGACUCUUCGCACUGAGUUCAAAGCCUCCAAAGAAUGGAACGAGUCCACCAAACAACUAUCUGGCUCUGUUCAACAAUUCACAGAAUCGGACGCUGUUCGCAGAGCCAGAGAAGCGUCUGAGGCGGCAACGAAGGGAACUUCUGAAGCGCUCAAAACCACUGGCCGUGUGAUUGGACAAGGAGCUGCCUGGACCUGGGACACGAAAGUCGUGCAGGGAAUCAGAGAAGGUGUCAAUGCAACUGGCCGUGGCAUUGAAAAGGCCUCUCGUCCUAUCCGAGAAACGAAAGCAUUUAAAGACGUCUCAGAAGCAAUUGACGACGGGAGCAGUUCGAGAUAUGGAGGAUGGACUGAGAAAGAGGAGAGGCGGAAGAGAAGAGAAGCUCGAGAACUGAAAGACCGAGCUUCUGGCAAAAUCCCUGCGGAGCCAUUGGUCGAGGAUCCAAAUGCUGGAACCAACGUCACCGUUCACAAAGACGCUGCAUGGAAGGAGUCCUGGACUAAUUUCAAGGAAAACUCCAAACUCAUGCAGGGGCUGUUUAACAUGAAAAACACCUAUGAAGAAUCAGAAAACCCUCUUAUCUCAACGGCUCGAUCAAUCUCCGAUCGCGUGGCCGGAUUCUUCGCGGAAAACGAGACAGCCAUGGUCAUCAAGAAAUUCCGUGAAAUAGAUCCGUCCUUCCAACUCGAGCCUUUCCUGCGAGAUAUGCGAGAGUACAUCCUGCCGGAGGUUUUGGACGCGUAUGUCAAGGGCGAUGUGGAAACUCUAAAGCUAUGGCUCUCCGCUGCACAGUUUCAGGUUUAUUCAGCCCUGAUGGAGCAAUAUACCAAGGCUGGAUUAAAAUCGGACGGGAGAAUCUUGGAUAUUAGACACGUCGACAUCCUCAACGCCAGGCUCUUGGAACCCGGUGAUAUCCCGGUUUUUAUCAUCACCUGCCGAACACAAGAAGUCCAUGUAUACCGAAAUAAAAAGACCAAUGAACUUGCCGCCGGCAUGGAGGACAAGGUCCAACUGGUGACAUAUGCCAUUGGGGUCACGAGGUUACCAGAAGAAGUCAACAACCCAGAGACACGUGGCUGGAGAAUGAUCGAGCUACAGAAAGCGGCGAGAGAUUACAUCUGA
Messenger RNA from Exophiala aquamarina CBS 119918, 1563 nucleotides. RefSeq lists its product as uncharacterized. The coding region runs from base 1 to 1563 and encodes 520 amino acids. The transcript has 2 exons. Lineage: Eukaryota; Fungi; Ascomycota; Eurotiomycetes; Chaetothyriales; Herpotrichiellaceae. Gene Ontology annotation, molecular function: protein-folding chaperone binding. Gene Ontology annotation, biological process: protein import into mitochondrial matrix. The record is from RefSeq and is a predicted model, not a curated record. Gene Ontology annotation, cellular component: mitochondrial inner membrane.